AUGCUUGCCGCCAAUAAAAUAAGGGAUGAGGCCAAGUCCAUCAGCCUUCAACAGGACGUUUCCAAAGGAUGGCUGGUUCUUCGGUAUGGGAGUGCUUCUGAUCAGCUCAAAGACCGCAAUGGUUUUAUUGGCGCUUAUCACCUGCCCCAGGAAAUUGAGCACCUCCAUGCCCUUGCGAUACGCAAGGCUACCGAAACACUCAUUACUGAGUUGGCUGAGCCUGCUGAGAAAUUUCCGUUUUCUCUGAAGAGAAGAUGUGGCUUCACGAAGUUCGUGCCGCGCUUCCUCCCCAAGGUGGAGGCCAUGACGGCCGAUGGUGCCAGUGAUGAGCAGCUGGCAUUAAAUCUGAUGUUCGGAGGCGAGAAGUUCUCAGGAUUGAAGAUUGUGAGUCGGGACCUUGCCCAUUGCAUGAGACGUGUUGCAAGCCGAACAACUUUUGCAGACCCUUACUUGAAGCAAGUGAUGGAUCUUUUCGUCCAUUCAAAGAAAUCUCCAUGCCAGCUCAUCCACUACAGCACCGUCUUCAAGGUUGAAAUGAUGCCUUUUCCGGAUUUCAAUCAACGCCUUCUCAUUGGUUCUUUGAGACUAGAGGCACGCUUCGAGAACAUGGUGCAGAAGGAUGGUACGAAAGCCUUCGGCGACCACUUGGUCGCUCCGACACUCGCAGCACUGGCAGAUGCUCAUGAUGAGCACAUGGUUAUUGUGCGAAUGGCUGACACUGAUCAGCUUGAUGGUGUGGAAAUGCAACAGGUUCUUACAUCGAAUCACGUUCCUCUUCAGCCAUGGACGCAUCUGGCAAACGAAAGGGACGUAUGGACACUGCUCAAGAAGGAGCCGAUUAUUCUGCAUUUUGAAGGCCCGGGUCAUACUCGGAAAAUCGGCGGCCAAGAUCAGCUGACGCAACAACUUCUACGGAAAGUUGCUGCGAGAAUGCAUCUAUGGGUGACUCUAGUGAAAGAGGUUGUCCGGGCCGAGUUGCCGUCCUUUGAAAGUUUCAACAGCAUCAACACGCUGCUCCAGCUGGAUGAAGACCCUGGCGACAUCCAGGAAGCAGCUGAUCGGAUGGCACAUGUGUUGAAUGUGCCAGCAGACUCUCUGAUGCAACUUGAAACAUUGACCACGCAACUCUUCGAUGUCAAGCCUCUUGCAGCUGGCAUCCGAGCGCAGACCAAGAAGCCUGCACUGGAAUGCUGGGCGACGGCU
Symbiodinium necroappetens is the source of this 1203-nucleotide messenger RNA. NCBI's taxonomy places the organism in Eukaryota, Dinophyceae, Suessiales, Symbiodiniaceae. The record is from the annotation of a GenBank genome assembly.